AUGUCUUUUCCCCAUCUAGAAUACCUCAAAAGUAUCUUUAACGAGUUUUUACUUCCUGGGAUGGAUCUUACUGAGCAUUUACUUGACAUAUUGCCUCUUUUCUCGUCUAUCUGCAAUAAGACCGUUUUGGCCUUAAAACCAACCUCAAGGUUAAUUAAAAAUGACGUCUCUAUCCUGUCUGUGCAAGAUGAACCAGGUAGUGAGACGCUAGUAACUGAGGAUGGGAUGAGACGAGCUAAAAGUGAACCUAAGUCAUCCUGUUUUCCCGGGCGAGAAGACCUUUGUAGCAUCUACAUUGAUCUAAUUGAUAAGGCAUUCAUGCAGCGCGUAAAUUUUCACUUGUCUAAUGAUCACUUUUCUGGGUCAACAAAUGAAAGCACUUCUGUCUCUGCAAGCCAGCCUAUCAGCAUCGGUAAGACCGUUGGCGGAGCCGAUUCAUUCAGCAACAAUGUCGGAACUACUUGCUUCCCAGCACCCAAUUCGACGAACUUAUUACUAACUGAAACCCCACAUGGCCAACUGCUUCUCUUAAGCUUGACCCAUCCAGCUAUCGGUUCUAGUGACCGGAUGGCCAUUUACCGACGACUAUUAAAACAUCAACAAGAAUGCACAGCUUCUUCUGGUGGUCUGCAAGUUUCAAGUCAUAUUUUGGAUGGCCUUAUCAGCUUGGCAGCGGAAUUGGGGGAAUAUUUUCCGUGCUCUAUAGAACCCCAAAUUGAACGUGAGUCCUUUGAUAAUAUUAGCAGCUUUACAACUUUUUAUGAAAGACAUGCAACUACCACUUAA
This is a messenger RNA of Protopolystoma xenopodis, 786 nucleotides long. NCBI's taxonomy places the organism in Eukaryota, Metazoa, Platyhelminthes, Monogenea, Polystomatidea, Polystomatidae. The record is from the annotation of a GenBank genome assembly.